AUGCUAAGCUUUAAUGUAAUCUUUUUGAUUCUCUUUCUAUUUUCAUGGCUUCGCUUCGAUCUCGUGCAACUCCGACUUUUCUUGAAAUAUCUAGUUUUAGUUUUAUCCUCGGAAACAGAAUCCAAGCGCGAAGACGAGAUUGUUGGUGAUGGAUCUAACUAUGUGGUUUUUGCCGGAGGCGGUGGCGAAGGUCGAAGUGGAAUCCCUAAUGCGCUCGUCAUCUCCCUCUUUGAUUCCUCUUCCAAUUCCCUUUCGGACCAACCCGUGAACAAGUUUGGGCUUGAUGAUGAGCUUCCAUAUAGAAUGGCUGUUCACCCAGGUGGUGAAGGUGUUAUAUGUUCAUUACCAAAGAGUUGCAGAUGGUUUGAAUGGGAAGCAACCAAGAAAGAUGAUGAGUUUACAUUGAAUCUAAAGCAGUCUGAGAAAGUCCUUUAUGAAUUGGAACAUAUUGGACAACAACUUGCAGUUACUUUUAGUCAUGAUGGUUCUUUACUUGCUGUAGGUGGUGAGGAUGGUAAGCUGAGGGCAUUCAAGUGGCCCAGCAUGGAAGCAACUAUUGAUAUCCCUGAUGCUCAUGGCUCUGUGAAAAAUUUGGAUUUCAGCCCUGAUGGAAAGUUUUUGGUCUCUGUGGGAAGUGGUGGCCCUGGUAGAGUUUGGGACACCUCAUCAUCAACCAAUAAAGCUUCUUUACCAAAAGAGAAUGAUGAAGUUUUUGGGUUUUGCAAGUUUUCACAUGAUAGCUUGAAUAACGAAGUUCUGUAUGUCACUGCAAUGCGAGAUCGAGGAGGAAGUAUUGUUAAGUGGAAUACAACAACAUGGAAGCGAAUAAGCUCAAAGUAUGUUGUGAGAGACCCGAUUUCUGCCUUCAAUGUGUCGGAUGAUGGGAGAUUUCUUGCCAUAGGUACGAUUCAAGGGGACAUAUUUAUAUUGAAUGCUAGUAAUUUGAGGGUGCAGAGUGUAGUGAAGAAAGCACAUCUUGGCCUUGUUACAGCCCUAGCCUUCUCACAGGAUUCAAGAGCCCUGGCGUCUGCAUCUCUUGAUUCAAGUGCAAGGGUCACACAAAUCAAAGAAACAAAAAACAAUGGAUUUAACAUAUGGAUCAUACUGCUAUUCAUUUUACUUGCAGCAGCUUUAUAUUAUGCAAAAACAGAAGGCUAUCUUCUUCUCUAAACAAACAAAGAUUCUCACUUGUAUUGUAAUCCCAACACCAGAACAAAAACUUGGCUCAACAAUUCAAAAAUGUUUUGUGGGUAACUGUACCCAUGCAAUGUAUGUGACUUAAAUUAUAUCAGGAAGAAUUAAUACCAUUUUCAUUCUACUUGCAUAUAUUGUCAUUGUGUAUGUGUAUAGUAUA
Molecule: messenger RNA, 1354 nt
Organism: Lactuca virosa
Lineage: Eukaryota; Viridiplantae; Streptophyta; Magnoliopsida; Asterales; Asteraceae
Source: the annotation of a GenBank genome assembly